Funneliformis geosporum is the source of this 2583-nucleotide messenger RNA. NCBI's taxonomy places the organism in Eukaryota, Fungi, Glomeromycota, Glomeromycetes, Glomerales, Glomeraceae. The record is from the annotation of a GenBank genome assembly.
AUGGCUAUAAUCGGUCCAAUCACAAAUUCGAAAACUCGACGCAGGACUGUUGCGUCAAUUGCUAAGGUUGUACAGAUUCUGAUUGGGGCUCUUUAUAAGUUUCAAUACUGUUCUAUAUACCUAACUCUAGAGCUUUCUAGCUUAUUGCAAAGCAAUAUGAAUAGUCAAGAACGAGCUUCAAAUUCAAAGAUAAGCGGGUUGCAAUUCUUAAAAGCUGACCCCAAGAUGCGCUACUUAGUGGAAGCUAUCGAGAAAAAUCGGGGCGCAAGUAGGAUGAUGGACGAAGAGAUAGUUAGUACUUUAACUGAAAUUAGAAGUUUGGGUUCAAAAUAUGCCGACCCGAAUCUUGUAGGUCGAGCUGAAUUAUAUGAGGCGAUAGAAAGUGUUUUAAACGCCUUGAAAGCAUAUUCAGAGUACUCAUUGCCGUUCCUGAAAAAAGUCUCAUCUAAAGAGGCCCCGGACUAUAAUAAAAUUAUUUUGGCCAACAUGAUCUUUAUUAAACUUAGUAAUCAAACGUCCAAUGGAUCUGAAUCAAGUGACAAAAAACUUCAAGAGUGGACUGUACAAUUCCAAAAAAGAGAUAAUUACUAUAGGAAAUGUGCCAAUGCCAUGAAAAUAAAAACUGAUGAAUUACUCAAGAACGUUCCUGAUAUUGUCAUUAAAACUCGAGAAAAGUAUAACGAGGAAAUGAAAAAGAAAGCGGAAGAGGAAAUGAUGAAGAAGACCGCCGCAGAUGCCGCGGCAAUUGUUGCACAAGUGCAUCAAGAAAUUGCCGCAGAAGAAAAGCCCGAAAUGAAUCAACAACCAUAUCUAAUCCAAGAGCAAGCCUCGACAGAUGCUCUGCAAGAUCCUGUUACUUGUUCUGGUGAAAUUAAUGACGAUGAGUGUGACAGGGAAUUGCAAGAAAUGCUAAAGGGGUUGGACGUCCCUCUUUCAUGGUGGGAUCCAGAAAUAGAUAAUCCCGAUCGUGGCAGAUUGUUUGAUCCUGAGUACUGGAAGGAGCAAGAGACCAAACGGCCAACGCUCGAUCAAUACCCGCAACUUCAAUUCUCGAACCGUGGCACUGCUGCGAUGAUCGAGCAUAAUAUAGAGACGCUUAAGCAAACGCGUCUCCUUCACGCGAAACUGCUAGCGGCAAAACAUAACUUGCCGCUUAGUCAUUUUGGUGUGAAUGAAACUGCGCCAUCUGAAAAAGUAACAAAUUGUCGGACACAAAUAGACCCAAAUAGCUCACCGCCACUCGUGAUGAAUCGCGAAGCUGGGUUUGCAUGCAUGCAACGAGUCGUUUCAUUAACAAUUGAUGAUUAUAUCUUUUCAUUAUGCGUAGGUGGCUCGUCGAUGGCCGUUAAUAUAUUAACUGAAGUAGCCCAGGAUUAUUUAUUAAGUCUAGGAAAGACGAUGAGGGCCUACAGAGAUGAUGUAUUUAACAAAAAAUCACCCGAGGAAAUUAUUAAAAAGACUUUGUAUGAGAAUGGCGCGACAUCCUUUAAAGAUCUUGAAUCAUAUGUUCGAGAUGACAUUGUGCGGUAUGGUAGCAAACUAAAAGAAAUACAACGUCGUUUGGUGAAUGCAUAUAAAGAUUCUUUGAUUCAACCCGAUAAUACGGAGGCUGAAGAAGACUUGCCAGAAAAUGAUGAUGUAUUUAUCACUGGCAAUUUAGGCGAGGGUAUCGAAUUAGGGGACGAUUUCUUUGGAUUAAAAGAACUCGGAUUAGGGAACCUUUCAGUUCCUACUAGGUUGUUGCUUGGAUCUAAUAAAAUUAAGCCCGCUCAGAAAAAGACGCCAGAGCAAAACCAAAGAAAGUCUCGGUAUACUCCUCCUCCACCAUUCGCGCCCAUUGAUCCCGAUAAACAAAUAGGGUUGCUUACAGAGUAUUUCCGCAAUCGAUUGGAAGAUCAAAGUGGUAAAUUAAUUGAUGAUGAGUUUCUGCCACCGAAACAAAGGAAUCAAAGACCAAAGGUUCCCCCCACUGGCAAGAUUCCCCCACAACCUAAGAGACAGCCACCUAAGACUGCGGCGCAGAACGCGGCCGCUCUUGCAGAGAAGAAGCGGAAAAGAGAGAGGGAUGCCGCCAUUGCAGAAGAGAAGGAAAAGGCUAAACGCAUCAGAUUAGAAGAACGCCUAAAAGCUCAACAAGAAAGAGAGGAACAAAAACGUAUAAAGCAAGAACAACGCGAAGCAAAGAAAAAGGCCGAAGCGGAAGAAAAAAGAUUAAAGAAACUUCAAGCGGAAGCCGAAAAGAAAGCUGAACGUGAGAAAAGAACAGCUGAAGCAGCGGCUCAAAGAGCCGAAGCAAGGAAAAUAGCCGAAAAGAAGGAAUCAAAGAAGAAGAAACCCACAACUUCUAAAAUGAAUCGGGCUCCCGCUACCUCUAGUUCACAACAAGUGAGAGGUGGAUCUGCAUCAAGUACAAUGGCUGGAUCAUCAUCAGCUUCGAAGAAAAUUUUAGAUCAAAUUGACGAUAGUGAUUCCGAAGAUGUUCCUCUUGCUGUUAGAAAGAAAACCAGAACUAAAGAAGCGGCAAUCAGUAAUGCGCGUGGUGGUAAUGGGCGCGGUAAUAGCAGACCGCCUAAUAUAAAUUGA